ACAGAGAGAGACAGGCCUUUUCAGACGGCCUCCCUCACUCAAUCAUACACGUUUUAACACCAGUUAUACAGCAUGUCCCGUGGCAGCUUUGUUUUCACACCCACGGCCUUGCGCUCUCUUGCACAUGAUGAAGACAUGCUGGAGAGAUACAGGUACAAGAAGCAGUUGGCCUCCCACCAAUUCAGCAGCUACUUGUUGAAGAAGGAGGCCAGGGACAGGACACCUCUGAGGUCCGCCCUGCCACCAGCGGUCUGCCAGGAUGUGGUGGUCCAGAACGCUCUGUACACUGGAGACCUGGAGGCCAUGCAGCACUUCUUUCCAAGAGGUUCUACAGCAAACCUUCUCAUUGAGCCACAGGGAGGGGACAUGCGCUGGGUGGCCACAGGGGAAGGGCUGUGGUCGCUGACGUACGAGCAGGAGCUGACCACACCGAUCCACAUCACAGCCGGCCGGGGCUUCACAGACUGCCUCAAACUCCUGCUCCAACGUGGGGCCACCGUCGACCUGGCUCCAAGUGGCAACACCGCCCUGCACGAGUCCUGUGUAAACUGCCAGUCAGAGUGCACCAAACUGCUGCUGAUCCAUGGCGCCAACGCUAACGCUGUCUCAGAGGAUGGCCACAUGCCUUUGCACAUGUGUCUAAAACCUGAAUCUCUACAAUGUGCCAAGUACCUCAUCCAGUAUGGCGCAGCGAUCAAUGGGCGCACUCUAGAUGAAGAUGACACUCCUUUACACACUGCAGCCAGGAACGGCCUCCAAGAGCACGUUGACCUUUACCUACGCUACGGGGCCGCCGUGGACAAACCCAACAACGAAGGAGUCACACCCCUGAACGCUGCCUGCUCACAGCCCCAAGAGGUGAAGGACCUUGAACGUUACCUCAAAGUGUGCAAGCUGUUGCUGGAUGCAGGAGCUGACGUCCACACCCAAGACCAGGACAAACACACUCCUUUACACAUGGCCUGUAAGAAUGCAAAUGCAGAUUUAGUAGAUUUGCUGUUGGAUAAUGGUGCCUGUGUUAACAACAUGGACUAUGGGGGUGAAGCUCCCAUGCACAACAUCCUGAAGGUGGUCUGCUACAAGAUUUCCCAUCAGCCUGAGAGGGUUGUCCGUGCUCUGCUUAACCAUGGGUCUAUUCGGGUGUGGCCUGGAGCUCUGCCCACGGUUCUGAAGCACUGUUCUGCAUCUCCACGCACCAUCGAGGUCCUGCUGAACGCCUACACCCGCCUCAGAGUCACAGACACAUGGGUUGAGUCGGUGUCACCAGAGGUGUUUAAGGAGCACAAGGAGUUCUAUGAGUCAGUGUUCUGUUUGGCACUGACUCCUCGUUCCCUGCAGCACUUGGCACGUUGCAGUAUCAGGAGUUUUCUGGAGGGUCAAGUGCCUAAGGUGGUCCCCAAACUCGGUCUGCCCACCUUCCUCAAGAACUACCUGCUGCUGGAGUACAGAGGUUAUGUCCACUGAGAGCACUCUGAGCAGUUUUAGUGUGAGAUAAAGACUGACCGCUGCUAAAUAUGACACUGUAAGCACACUGAGUAUGAAUACCCACUGCACACUGCACAAUAGUAUUUUAAAGACAUCAGACAUGCAGGAGCUUUGCAGGAGCAAGCAGAAACUGUUCGUUUUGACACCUCCUGUCCAAAUUCCCUUGACAAGCACAGGUUUGAGUUUUCACCACAAGAGGGAGCUACAGACUAGAGUUGUAUCAGUCCAAUAGGCUAUAGUUGUAAUAGUGUGCGUUUUGAUUGUAUCUCUUUUUUGAUCACAUUUUCACCUCUGCACUUUAAAUGUAUGACGCUAAGCUGCUUGUGUAUAUUUAUACAAAUUUAUAUUAAUGCUAGUUUAGUUUUAAUGGGCAUAGUAAAUUGUGUUUUUACAUUGAAAAUUGUUAUGCAAUAUUUGCAUAAAGAAUUAUGUCAAGUGUCUAUUGUGGCUACACUUUGAUGUAAAA
This is a messenger RNA of Sphaeramia orbicularis (orbiculate cardinalfish), 1951 nucleotides long. RefSeq names its product ankyrin repeat and SOCS box containing 10 (gene asb10). Lineage: Eukaryota; Metazoa; Chordata; Actinopteri; Kurtiformes; Apogonidae. The transcript has 5 exons. Gene Ontology annotation, cellular component: cytoplasm. Gene Ontology annotation, biological process: intracellular signal transduction. The record is from RefSeq and is a predicted model, not a curated record. Bases 73 to 1464 code for a protein of 463 amino acids. Gene Ontology annotation, molecular function: protein binding.